AUGCUGGCUCCUCACUCAACCCGGAAACGCUCAGAGGCUGAUCCGACGAACUUCACCCUCCCAAGUCUGACACUUGGGGGACAAGCCACAUGGAGGGUGGACGCCUGGCUCGACCUGGUGAGCCCGCACCUUCCCUUCAUCUGGAAGACGGGGCCGCAGCCGUCUCCACUGUAUGGAAGGACCAGGCCAGCUUUGGGAAAUCUGACGCAGGGUUUGAUCCCCGGUCCAGGAAGAGGCCACGUGGCCACAAUAAUUGAACCCGCAAGCCACAACUGCUACGAGCCCAUCCUCUGCAACAACAGAAGCCCCCCGAAAUGA
Molecule: messenger RNA, 318 nt
Organism: Rangifer tarandus platyrhynchus (Svalbard reindeer)
Lineage: Eukaryota; Metazoa; Chordata; Mammalia; Artiodactyla; Cervidae
Source: the annotation of a GenBank genome assembly